GUUUUCUCAAAUGUCAUUUUUCUGUUACUAAUUAAUAAUAAUAAUUAUUAUGAUAUACAGUAUUGUGAGCUAAAUAAUUCAAUUAAAGUAUAUCAAACCAUCAUCGUCACCCUAGAUAAAAUUGCUUUCUUUUUAUGUAUUAUUUUCAUUCAAUACACCAACACUGCAUUGGCUAAUAAAAAUUCACCGUCCGUACUUAGCUUCAGCCAUCGGCUAUAUAAAAUCCUGUGCUGCCAGUAAACUCAGGCACUCGGUGUUUCACCUAGCAAAUCGAUUAUACCUCGGAAUCGAUAUACGUUAAACUAAUAAUUGUUACCAAAAAUACAUUAUCAUGAAGGUAUACCUCAUAAUAGCUGCAGUCGUAGCUGCUACAAGCGCACAAGAAAUAUCCACAACAGCAGAAGUGCUGCAGAAAAUAUACUACAAAUGUGUGGACAGUGAGUCAAUGAUAUCGUGCGUCAAGCCAAAAGUACUGUCGUAUUUGAGUGACGUCGUGAAUUCCGAUCGCGUUCCAAUAACUCGAGACCUCGCGAUAAUUCGGUCCCGCGAAUUCAAUGCCGAUGACAAUCAAGACUAUUUGGAGUACGAGGGCGUGGACCCUAAGAAAAAAGAACUUUUACGUUCAUUGAUGUUGGAAAAACUUGACUCGUACUUGUCUUCGCAUCGGCUGGAAGCUAAAUUACCUGAAGCUAUUGUCGGAUCUAAUAUCGUGCCGCGAUCGUUGGUCGAAUCGGUGCCUCGCAGUUUGAGUGUUUCGCUAUCAGACUCUUCCAGUGGACAAGGACGUGGUUUCGUUAAAAAAGUCAUGAUUCCUUUCUUACUGGGACUGAAAUUCAAAGCGACUGCUUUGGUCCCACUUGCGUUCGCUCUAAUUGCUCUUAAAACAUGGAAAGCACUCACGCUGGGUCUUCUUUCAUUGGUACUCAGUGGAGCCAUGCUAAUUUUCAAGCUGACUAAGCCCAAAGUCGCGUACGAAGUGGUACAUUAUGGUCACCCGCCUGUUGAACACGCGCAGCCUCACUGGGAUGCAAACGCCAAUGGACCUUACAGCGGAUACAGAAAAUAAAUUUUUUUUU
Molecule: messenger RNA, 1076 nt
Organism: Microplitis mediator
Lineage: Eukaryota; Metazoa; Arthropoda; Insecta; Hymenoptera; Braconidae
Gene: Osi18
Exons: 3
Coding region: 332-1066 (244 amino acids)
Source: RefSeq, a predicted model, not a curated record